CGCUUACUUCCUGACUCAAUGCUCUACUACCACAUUGAACGUCUUCUCUUCCGGCCUUUCAUAUACAUAAGAUUCGCGCGCGAGAAGCAGCAGCUUUCACGAGAACCGAGAUGAGCGGACAUGCACACAUUCUCAAUGCGGGUGUUAGUAAUGGUUAUCUCCACACACUGGACCCGUUUUUCAAUGUCGACAUACAUGGAUCUCCCGGAUAUAAGCGCAAUGUAUACCCGAAUUUCACUUGGGCCUGCGGCGAGAAUGUGCAUGUGAACUGGGAGGCUUCUUCCGUGGACAGCUCUGAUCGGCUCGCUAUUCAAUGCUCAACGGGACGUGCGAUACUUGUAUACAAUGACUGACGGCGAAGUGCUUCCGCAAGCUGAGGAUGCGCAACCUGCCAGACUGUCUUUGUCUGGAUCAAAUGCUGGUGAGAGGUGCAAGAAAACAUGGUAACCAGAUUGGCUGUGUUAUUCCUGCGCCGACUCGGAUAAAGUCACUUCAGACAAGGCAAUGGCAUCUGUUGCACUGCAGAACACGCGGUGAGGCUACUAUCUCCUUUCCUCAGUGCAUAUAUGAGCGCUGAUUCGUUAAGAGCCCGUACUUGCGGGUAUCGGAUCCGGGAAACUGGACUAUGACAUUUCCUCGCACAUAUGAAAAAUCAAGCAUAUAGCGCCAUACACACCUUGGUCAUAGCCUUUGUUCGACCAAGCGUCUAUUUGAAGGAAUGAUACCUUGGCUCGUGGCGCUUCAAAGCCUUGCCAACUAGUCAUUUGGUCCACUAUAUUAGUUAUGCCGAGCUCCUCAGCCCUUCAAUUCCCACUGAACGUGUUCUC
Molecule: messenger RNA, 827 nt
Organism: Fomitiporia mediterranea MF3/22
Lineage: Eukaryota; Fungi; Basidiomycota; Agaricomycetes; Hymenochaetales; Hymenochaetaceae
Exons: 2
Source: RefSeq, a predicted model, not a curated record